Molecule: messenger RNA, 1356 nt
Organism: Parascedosporium putredinis
Lineage: Eukaryota; Fungi; Ascomycota; Sordariomycetes; Microascales; Microascaceae
Source: the annotation of a GenBank genome assembly
AUGUCUCAGUUCCAGCCUCGCAUGUUGAUAGGCGGCCAGUUGGUCGAGGCCUCUGACAAGGCUAGCUUUCCCAUUUACAACCCGGCCACGCGCGAGAAGGUCGCCGAUGUCCCCGAAGCCACAGAAGCCGACGUCAACACCGCCGUCGCCGCCGCCAAGGACGCCUUCCCAGCAUGGUCGGCCCUCGACCCGGCCGCGCGCGGCGCCUACCUCAAGAAGCUCGCGGCCCUGAUCCGCCAAAACAACGCCGAGCUCGCCCUCCUCGAAGCUAGCUCCAUGGGCCGCCCCGUGUCCGAGUACAUUGACGGGUUCGCCGCCGCGGGCCACUUCGAGCACUACUCCGAGGCCUGGCCCCACAUCCAGGGCCAGUCCAGCCUCAACACCCCCGGCUUCGUGACCAUGACGUGGCGUCAGCCCUACGGCGUCGUGGGCGCCAUCAUCCCCUGGAACGUCCCCUUGCUCUUCUUCGCCAGCAAGGCGGCGCCCGCCCUCAUCGCCGGUAACACCGUGGUGCUCAAGUCCAGCGAAAAAGCACCCUGGCCGCCGCCCGCGUCGCCGAGCUCAUCCACGAAGCCGGGUUCCCGCCGGCGUGUUCAACGUCAUCUCGGGCCACGGCGUACCCUCCGGCGCGGCGCUGUCGGCGCACAUGGACGUGCGCGUGCUCACGUUUACUGGCUCCGACGCACGGGCCGCCUGAUCCAGGAGGUCGCGGCCAAGACCAACCUGAAAAAGGUGGUGCUCGAGCUCGGCGGCAAGUCGCCCGCCAUCGUCUUCGCCGACGCCGACGUCGAGAAAGCCGUGGCGGAGACGAUGCACUCGAUCCAGUGGAACAGCGGACAGGUGUGCAUGGCCAACUCGCGCGUGUACGUGCAGGAGGACGUGGCCCCGCGCUUCGUCGAGGCGUUUAAGCAGAAAUUCGCCGCCGUCAAGGCCGGGAACCCCGCGGAUAAAGAGGUGCAUCACGGCCCGCAGGCGGACGAGGUGCAGUACAAGAACGUCAUGGGCUUCAUCGAGGAAGGGAAGAAGACGGGUUCGCUGGCGCUGGGCGGCAACGGUACGCUCGACGCGACGGGGGAGGAGGUGUUCGGUCCCGUCGUCAACAUCAACACGUUUAAGACGGAGGAGGAGGCCGUGGCCAAGGCGAAUGACACUGUGUUUGGGCUGUACGCGGCGGUCUACACCAAGGACAUUUCGCGCGCUCUUCGCGUGGCCAAGGCGCUCGAGUCCGGCUACGUGGGUGUGAACACGACCAGCCCCCGCACGGGUAGGGAUAUGCCCUUUGGCGGGUACAAGAUGUCGGUGGAAAUUUAUAAUGUUCUCGUCAUGACUGGUGUUCCAUCGGUAGUUCUGUUUUAG